UUGUUCAGUUCUUUGGAAGCUUUUGCAAAUUUCAGUGGUGUUUUUUUUUCUUCUUUUAGUCAUUUUGUGGGAAAAUAAAAGAGAGAGAAAAAAAAGUUUUCUGUGAAGAUUGUACUAUGGAAACGCUCAAUAAGUUAUAUAUGUACAUUGGAGUGGAUAAUUACUUAUCCAGGAUGUCGGCGGGUCCGUACAAUUACAAUUAUAUCUUCAAGUACAUCAUAAUUGGUGAUAUGGGUGUUGGCAAAAGUUGCAUCCUUCAUCAAUUUACAGAGAAAAAAUUUAUGGCCAAUUGUCCUCACACAAUAGGUGUUGAGUUUGGUACGAGAAUAAUUGAGGUGGCUGGUCAGAAGAUUAAGCUACAAAUUUGGGAUACUGCUGGGCAGGAGAGAUUUCGUGCUGUCACCAGAUCCUACUAUCGUGGAGCAGCUGGUGCUCUAAUGGUCUAUGAUAUCACCAGGAGAUCGACCUACAAUCAUCUCAGCAGUUGGCUGACUGACACGAGAAAUCUAACAAAUCCCAGUACUGUGAUCUUUCUCAUUGGCAACAAAUCCGAUCUCGAAAGUACAAGGGAAGUUACCUAUGAAGAGGCCAAGCAGUUUGCCGAUGAGAAUGGAUUAAUGUUCGUGGAAGCUAGUGCAAUGACGGGACAAAAUGUUGAAGAGGCUUUUCUGGAGACAGCCAAGAAGAUCUACCAGAACAUCCAGGAUGGUCGGUUGGAUUUGAAUGCGUCCGAAUCGGGUGUUCAGCACAAACCCUCCCAGCCCAGCCGGACCACCCUCAAUAACGAUACUCAAGCCCAGAAGGACAAUUGCGCCUGCUAAUUCAGCUGUACGUACCAUUUUCUUACCAUAUUCCUAUUUUAUGUCCAUCUCCCUUUACAAUACGUCUAUUAUCAUCUCUUAUUAACAGUUUCACAAAAAAAGAGAGAAACACCAAAAAUCUGCGCGUUUAUUGUAUCUAUAGAGCUACAAUAUUUACCCCUCACUCUUCUCAAUGGUUUUCUUCUUCAUUUUCUUUACUUUCUCUUUUGCAUGCCCAAAUAGUUCGAGAGAGAGAGAGAGGGAAAUGGAAAAGAGGAAAAUCCUUGUGAGAUACUCUUUAUAGAGAAAUUUUUGUAAAUAAAAUGAAAGAAAAAAAAAAUAAUCGAUAAAUAUAAUUUUAUCUAUUAAUAGAAGAAAUUUAAAAAAAAAAAAACUAGAAGUGCAAAAAUAGUUCAUGAUCACCCUCUUUUUGGGAGUCUCUUGUUAUUGAAAGUAAAAGCAAAAAAAAAUACAACAAUAAAAA
Messenger RNA from Phlebotomus papatasi, 1284 nucleotides. It is a transcript of the gene Rab14, whose product is annotated as ras-related protein Rab-14. The transcript has 4 exons. Gene Ontology annotation, biological process: endocytic recycling; Golgi to endosome transport; defense response to bacterium. The record is from RefSeq and is a predicted model, not a curated record. NCBI's taxonomy places the organism in Eukaryota, Metazoa, Arthropoda, Insecta, Diptera, Psychodidae. The coding region runs from base 117 to 821 and encodes 234 amino acids. Gene Ontology annotation, molecular function: GTPase activity; GTP binding. Gene Ontology annotation, cellular component: trans-Golgi network; Golgi apparatus; recycling endosome.